Molecule: messenger RNA, 1257 nt
Organism: Pelobates fuscus (common spadefoot toad)
Lineage: Eukaryota; Metazoa; Chordata; Amphibia; Anura; Pelobatidae
Product: retinol dehydrogenase 7-like
Exons: 5
Coding region: 211-1170 (319 amino acids)
Biological process (GO): retinol metabolic process; steroid metabolic process
Cellular component (GO): intracellular membrane-bounded organelle
Molecular function (GO): all-trans-retinol dehydrogenase (NAD+) activity
Source: RefSeq, a predicted model, not a curated record
GCACUCAUAGAUCUUCAAAACAAAUAAAGCAGAUGUACAAAAGCAAACAUUCAACCUUUCGGUCCCGUCAGCUCACAAUCUCAGCCAAGAAAUACUGUUUAAAUUGGGCAUGAAUUGUUACAGUAAUGAAGAAAACUCAACUUCCUCUUUAUCACACCAGCUCGAACUAUAAGGACUGCAGAUACCUGGCACAGCAAAUUACCAUUCGUCAUGUGGCUCCCUCUGCUGGUGGUAGCGCUGGGUUUGAUCCUCCUGUAUAGAUGGCACAGACAGAGCCAAAUACUGCAGAAUCUUUCUGAUAAAUAUGUGCUGAUCACUGGAUGCGACAGUGGAUUUGGGAACCUGCUAGCGAGGCAGUUGGAUCAGCGUGGGAUGCGAGUGUUGGCAGCUUGUCUGACAGAGAAAGGGGCUGAGAAUCUGAAGAAAGAGGCUUCCAGCAGACUGCAGACUGUAAUCUUGGAUGUUUCAGAUAGUCAGAGUGUGAGCUCUGCUGCCAAGUGGGUUACUAGUAUUGUAGGAAAUUCAGGGCUAUGGGGUUUAGUGAAUAAUGCUGGUAUUGGGUAUUCAAUGAUUCCCAAUGAGUGGCAGAAAAAGGAAGACUUUGCUAAAGUUCUGGAUGUAAACAUAUUAGGUAUGGUCGAUGUGACUCUGAAUGUGCUGCCUCUUAUCAGAAAAGCUCAAGGGCGCGUUGUUAAUGUUUCCAGUGGUGCUGGGAGACUCGCUACAGUCGGUGGAGGAUACUGCAUCUCAAAAUAUGGAGUGCAAGCGUUCUCUGACAGCCUACGAAGAGAAAUGCUGGAUUUUGGAGUCAAAGUUGCCAUCAUAGAGCCUGGUGCUUUCGCAUCUCCACUGUGUUCAUAUGAUCCACAUUUCAAGGCAGCAAAAUCUUUUUGGGAAAGAGUUCCUGUUGAGAUAAAGGAGUCCUAUGGAGAGCAUUAUUUCCAACAAUAUGUUCAGAGUUUGAAAUAUCUAGUAGAUACAAGCAGUCCCCAGAUGAGAAAAGUCACAGACUGCAUGGAACACGCACUGACUGCCGUCUACCCCUGGACCCGAUACUCUCCUGGUUGGGACAGCAAGUUCUACUACAUUCCUGUUUCUUACCUUCCCACUGCCCUUUCUGACUAUAUAUUAUGCCGGUCAGCACCCAAACCAACUCAAGGAGUAAAGUAGCCAUUCACAUUUUCUUUGUAAACUAUACAUUUAGUGCUACAUCUAUUUUGAAUGCAAAAUAUGCAACAUUAUCCACAGUUAUACUCC